GAGGACGUCCACUGCAGACCGACCCACCGAGUAACAGUCUCAUUUUACGCGUCUUGACUCGCGGCAUUAUCCAGGAACGUUGCGCAAGUGAAAUUGAUCUCCAGCCAGGCGCCAGCACAUCUGCCCCGGGCUGCAGGCCGGACUCAAGGAGGGAAGGAAGCAGAAGAGGAGGCCGAGUACAACAUCUCUGCUCGCCUGGAGUUUUGGAGGGAACAAAAUGUCUAAACCUGAUUAUUCCGGCACGUUUCAUAUGGUGGAGCAGGACAACAUGGACUCCUACCUCGCAGCUUUAGAUAUUAAUUUUGCCCUGAGGAAGAUCGUGUGUUUGUUGAAGCCCAGCAAGGAGAUCGUCCAUGACCCGGCCACAGGGGCCAUGAAGAUCCGCACUCUCACCACCUUCAAGAACUUCAACAUGGAUUUCACUAUCGGAAAAGAAUUCACCGAAGACUUGGGACCCGUGGACGGUCGUACUUGUCAGACCACAGUGAGUUGGGAAGGAGACAACCUGCUUUGUCAACAGCAAGGAGAGAAGGAAGGACGAGGCUGGACACACUGGCUGGAGGGGGAUAAGCUGCACUUGGAGAUGAGAGUUGAAGGCGUCGUUGCAAAGCAAGUCUUCAAGAAGGCCGUUUGAAGAAGCCGCACAUGUGUUUUAGUGGACUCAUACGUAAUUAAAUGUAGUUAAGGAUAAGGUACAAGUCUGAAUAAUGUUUAUCGUUUUUAAUUUUUAUUCUAAUCAACUCUAUUUUGAAAUGUCAAAAUAUGACUGAACAUCUUUGAAAAUACUUAAAUGUACGUGUACAUCUUAAUCGUCUGGUGGUACUAACUGAAAAAAAGAACGACUUGUGUAAACAUCCCAACCGACUUCCUCGUAUUGCACUACCGAUCUUAUAUGUUAUAAACUAAUCAUACAUCCGUCA
Molecule: messenger RNA, 920 nt
Organism: Pseudoliparis swirei
Lineage: Eukaryota; Metazoa; Chordata; Actinopteri; Perciformes; Liparidae
Gene: rbp5
Product: retinol binding protein 1a, cellular
Exons: 4
Coding region: 218-634 (138 amino acids)
Biological process (GO): fatty acid transport
Cellular component (GO): nucleus; cytosol
Molecular function (GO): fatty acid binding
Source: RefSeq, a predicted model, not a curated record